Messenger RNA from Mauremys mutica (yellowpond turtle), 861 nucleotides. RefSeq names its product major histocompatibility complex class I-related gene protein-like. The record is from RefSeq and is a predicted model, not a curated record. The coding region runs from base 16 to 861 and encodes 281 amino acids. Gene Ontology annotation, biological process: immune response. The transcript has 5 exons. Gene Ontology annotation, cellular component: external side of plasma membrane. Lineage: Eukaryota; Metazoa; Chordata; Testudines; Geoemydidae.
UACUACACCAGCGAGAUGCAGAGGGUGGAGCCUCGCCCAGUGUGGAUGGCACAGAACAAGGAUCUGGAGUUCUGGAACGAGAUGACAUGGUGGGCACAGCGCCACCAGAAAUGGUACAACGGGAGUCUGAACACCCUGGGUCAGCUCUACAACCGGACCGAGGGUUUUCACAUUAUCCAGACAAUAUUCGGCUGUGAUCUCCGGGAAGACAACACCACUCAGGGGUUUUAUCAGGAUUCGUAUGACGGACGAGACUUUCUUACCUUCGAUAAGGAGACCAUGACAUGGGUAGCAGCAGAUAUUGGGGCUCAGAUCACCAAGAGGAGAUGGGAUGCUGAAGUGUUUGACAACCAGUACUGGAAACUCUACCGGGAGGAGAAAUGUAUUUCCUGGCUAAGGAGUUCUCUAGAGUACGGGAAGGAGACUCUGCAGAGGAAAGUGCGCCCAACAGCUAGAGUGAGUGAUAGGUCAUCUCAUGACGGCCUCACCACCCUCUCUUGUAAGGUCAGUGGGUUCUACCCCCGGGACAUCACCGUGACCUGGCUGAGAAAUGGAGAGAGCAGAGAGCAGGAGACCUACUCUGAAGGCAUCCUACCCAGUGGGGACGGGACCUACCAGACCUGGGUGACAAUGGAGAUUGAUCCCAAGAUCAAGGCCCAUUAUUCAUGUCACGUGGAACAUGAAAGCCUGUUAGAGCCACUCUCUGUCCCCUGGGAACCAAAUAACAAGCAGAUUUGCACUGUGGCUGGAGUUAUCACUGCAGUUGUCCUGAUGGGUGGUAUAAUCGGAGUAGUCGUCUGGAAAAAGAGACGCCCAGGUAAAGAGAAUGGUGACGGCUACGCUGUAGCCCAGGAUAAGUGA